This is a messenger RNA of Maylandia zebra (zebra mbuna), 831 nucleotides long. The record is from RefSeq and is a predicted model, not a curated record. NCBI's taxonomy places the organism in Eukaryota, Metazoa, Chordata, Actinopteri, Cichliformes, Cichlidae.
AUGACUUCAACGCAGGAGGACCAACAUGGAGCGAGAAGUCAGCGCUCUCAGGAGGCCGACAAACCUCACAGAAGAACGGGAGAGAAAAUAUACAGCUGUGAAGAGUGUGGGAAGGAUUUUACCCAGUCUGGGAGCUUAAAAACACACCAAAACAUCCACAGUGGAGUUAAACCGUACAGGUGUGACUUGUGUGGAAAAUGUUUUACCCAGAAAGGACACUUAAAAGCACACCAACUCAUCCACAGCGGAGUUAAACCAUAUAGCUGUGAGUUGUGUGAAAAGUCUUUUAACCAGCCUGGAAGCCUAAAAAGACACCAACUCAUGCACCGUGGAGUUAAAGCAUACAAUUGUGAGUUGUGUGGAAAAUAUUUUAGUCAGAAAGGAUAUCUAAAAACACACAAACUAAUUCACAGUGGAGUUAAAGCGUACAACUGUGAAUUGUGUGGAAAGUCUUUUACCUAUCCUAGAAGCUUAAAAACACACAAACUAAUUCACAGUGGAGUUAAACCAUACAGCUGUGAGUUGUGUGGAAAGUCUUUUACCCAAGCUGAAAGCUUAAAAACACACAAACUCAUCCACAGUGGAAUUAAAGCAUACAGCUGUGAGUUGUGUGGAAAGUCUUUUACCCAAGCUGGAAGCUUAAAAACACACCGAAUCAUCCACAGUGCAGUUAAAGCACACAGAUGUGACUUGUGUGGAAAGUCUUUUACCCAUUCUCAAAGCUUAAAAACACACAAACUCAUCCACAGUGGAGUUAAAGCAUACAGCUGUGAGUUGUGUGGAAAGUCUUUUACCCACACACUUACAAAGCCACAUGCUUACCCACACUGA